Coregonus sp. 'balchen' is the source of this 729-nucleotide messenger RNA. Lineage: Eukaryota; Metazoa; Chordata; Actinopteri; Salmoniformes; Salmonidae. The record is from the annotation of a GenBank genome assembly.
GACCUGAUCCAGCGGCUCGAGGACAAGUUGACCGUUAACGAGGAAAAUGACCUUUAUCCGUCUAAGUCUGAGGACGUGGACGCAGCCGAUAUGGAGGACAUUGAGAACUCGCCCGCGGCGAUCCGGGGGCAGGAGGAGAGAAUGGUAAUGAACGCACCCAAAAGAAUUGCCACCGAAAGCCCUGUGGUGUCACACCUGAAAGAUCUAAUCGGUUUGAGGAGGACGGCCAAAUCGUUCAACAGUUGUUUCGGUAACCGGAUUGAGAGAAUCGGCUCGUGGAGCGGACUGGGGUGCAAUAACGUCAAGACUGGUAUAUCUGAUGGCAAUUAUUUGAGUGGAAUGCCUUUAAACAAAUAAAUAAGCUCAAGAAUGUAGUACGAUGUCAAUUUGUGUGGAAAAAAGUCCAUACUUUGAGGCUAAAAGGUAUGCGUAAAAUGUAUUGGUUUUACGCACGAAUUGAUUUUACGCAUAGCUCUGUCUAUUGUAAGAUAUAACAUAAAGGUUGUUGCAAGAUCACACACACAUCGAUAUUAACUCCAUUACAUUAUUAUAAUCAAGAAAGGGCUGUAUAUUCUUUAUUAAUUGAUACAAUUUAGGGCUAUGAGUUGAACUUCUGCAUGGUGAUGUUUGACUAACAAUAUAACCACUAAAAAUGAAAAUAAUGAGUUGAUUAUGAUAUGAUUUUAAUUUGUAUUUGCAGGUAACAAGAAGAGAAUAUCUUGGAACUGA